AUGGACGUGGCAACGGAGCCCAUGAUACUGCUGCUUUUUGCGGUCGGCGUCCUGUACUCGAUCUGGGGCAAGGCAUGGGACGCCGCCACGAUUAUCGUAACCAUCCUGGUGGUCGUGGGGCUAGAAGUGUCGACCGAGUGGCGGGCCAAGAACGCACUGCUGUCGCUGUCUAACUCGGUGCCAAUCAACACGUCGGUGCUGCGCGAAGGCAGGGAAGGCGUGGUGGCUGCGGACGAGCUUGUCCCCGGAGACGUGAUUCUGCUGGCACAUGGGCAGAGCGUGCCAGCAGAUGCUGUGGUAGCAGUGUCGAGUGGGCUGGCGGUCGACGAGAGCAUGCUGACUGGCGAGUCGAUAAGCGUGUACAAGACAGCGCUGGAUACAAAUGGCGAGCAGGAGCCCAGAGACGGCAGUGAUGGCGACGAUACAUUGGUAGAAAUCCCGCGAACUCUGGUGUGUGCUGGCACAACGGUGACCGGCGGGCGCGCGGUGUGUAUAGUGGUGGCAACGGGCAGCAACACCGAAAUAGCGGGUAAUGUGGUGCAGCUGAUGCGUGGCAGCAAGCCGCCACCGACACCGCUGCAGCGGCGGAUGAAGAAGCUGGCAGGAACGCUAACGAUUGCGGCGAUUUCAGUAUGUAUAAUAUUCCCGGUCAUCGGCUUACUGCAGGGCAUGUCGUGGCAUAGUGCAAUUCUGAUGGGCAUGAGUCUGGCAUUUGCCACGAUCCCCGAGGAGCUCCCGCUGAUUGCCAAGGCGUCAUUGGCGCUGGGCGCUAGACAGCUGGCGAAGAACAACCUGCUGGUGCGCAAGCUGAGUGCGGCUGAUGCACUAUCGGAAGUGUCGGUGAUUGUUACGGACAAGACAGGCACGCUGACGAGAAACCAGCUGGUCGUGUCGUCGGUAUUGGUGAUAGGAGAGAGCGGGAGCGGGGGUCCGGCAGUUGAGGUUAUCACGCCCGAGGCCUUUGCUGCCAGCGAGCGGUCCUCGGCGCUCGUCACGCCGCUGUACUCUGCAUGGUCGCUUUCGGUGGAUCCGCUGGAGGCCAAGCCGCUGGCGCAUUUCCUGGUGUCGGCCCGGUCGCAGGCUAUUGAGCGGAAGUCUGUGUCACCGCUGGCCAACCGCCGCGCCAGUACAUCGGCCUCAGUGACGCCAAAGCGCGAGUUUCACUACACCGUGGUUAAAGGAGCGCCUGACAUUCUGUUGCCGCUGUGUGACCGCGUGUGGAGAGCGACGGGCACUCAGAAACACGAUAUCGCCGGCGGUGCGAUUGAUGGAGUGCAGCCGCUGUCGGAUUCAUUCGCACAGGCGAUCUCCCGCUCAGCAAUCAAUCUGGCUGCCGGUGGCAGUCGGAUCAUCGGCUACGCCAUCGCAGCCACUGCGGCUAGCAGCAAGACCGCGGGCCUGCAGAACCUGAUAUUUGUGGGGGCGUUUGCAUUCUACGACCCGCCGCAGCACGAGGCUCGGCCGGUGAUCCAGGAGUGCCAGAGCUCCGGGAUCCGCGUCAUCAUUGCUACGGGCGACCACCCGAGCACAGCCCUGGCGGUGUCGAGUGCUGUGGGCAUCAGCGAGGUGCACUCACAGCUGUCCGCCGACCAGUGCAACCGGGACCUGACGAACGGCUCGUUUGACAAGCUGGUUGACGAGAGCAAUGUGUUUGCCCGGGUCACACCCGCACAGAAGCUGCGGCUAGUGCAUGCGCUGCAGGCGCGCGGUGAGACUGUUGCAUUUAUAGGCGACGGCAUCAAUGAUGCGCCGUCGCUGACGCGAGCGGACGUCGGCAUCUGCAUGGGCGGGAAUCCGUCGACGGCCGAUGUGGCCAUGGAUGCUGCCAGCCUGAUUGUGCUGUCAGGGAAGUUUUCGGGCGUCGUCCGGUGCCUUCGUGAGGGCCGGCGGCUCAGCGCCAACAUUGAGAAAUGCAUGGUGUUUUACAUUUCGUGCAAGCUGGCCAUAGUCAUGCUGUUCGGCUUCCUGCUGAUCGCCGAGGGCGCCAGUCCAUUGACGCCGAUCCAGGUGAUCCUGAUCGAGCUGUUUACUGAC
Messenger RNA from Linderina pennispora, 2034 nucleotides. RefSeq lists its product as uncharacterized. The transcript is spliced from 4 exons. Gene Ontology annotation, molecular function: P-type ion transporter activity; ATP hydrolysis activity; ATP binding. Gene Ontology annotation, cellular component: membrane. The record is from RefSeq and is a predicted model, not a curated record. The annotation marks the transcript as partial. NCBI's taxonomy places the organism in Eukaryota, Fungi, Kickxellomycota, Kickxellomycetes, Kickxellales, Kickxellaceae. Gene Ontology annotation, biological process: monoatomic ion transmembrane transport.